Messenger RNA from Quercus robur (English oak), 613 nucleotides. Its product is annotated as putative lipid-transfer protein DIR1. Gene Ontology annotation, molecular function: fatty acid binding. The coding region runs from base 67 to 423 and encodes 118 amino acids. Lineage: Eukaryota; Viridiplantae; Streptophyta; Magnoliopsida; Fagales; Fagaceae. The transcript has 2 exons. The record is from RefSeq and is a predicted model, not a curated record. Gene Ontology annotation, biological process: systemic acquired resistance.
CUAAGGAAAGGAUUCCAGCAUUGUGAGAUAGCAGAAAACUUGUACAUUGUGAGAUACAUUGCAGGAAUGGCAGCUCCAAUGAAGUUCAUUUGCCUUCUGGGCUUGCUUGUGCUUGUCAGCAUGGCUGGUCUGGAAAAGGUUGAUGGGGCAAGCGCAUGUGGAAAAUCUACUCCAGACAAUGAGGCUAUGAAACUUGCUCCUUGUGCAACUGCGGCACAAGAUGUGAACGCAGCUGUUCCUGACAGUUGCUGCCAACAGGUGAAGAUCAUAGGCCAAACCCCGGCUUGUCUAUGUGCGGUCAUGCUUUCUAACACUGCCAAAAGCUCAGGAAUCAAGCCUGAGAUUGCUAUCACCAUCCCCAAGCGCUGCAACAUUGCUAAUCGACCAGUGGGAUACAAAUGUGGAUCAUACACAGUGCCUUAAAGGGAACAGAAGGUAUUGAAGACUGCGGAUUGAGGCAUAAGGUACUGAAAAAGCUGGUAGCUGCUGGUGUAAUAAUGGCUGUUGCUUUGGCCUGUGUAUUUAGGCAAUAAAACCUACCAACUUAUAUGCCUCCAUCUCUAAUAAUAUAUAUUCGUUCAGUAUAAGAAUUGGGUUUAAAAUGAUUGUCUUA